AUCGAGCGAGAUAUAUACAUCUCUGCAGCCUUGUGCAUGGAAGCUUAUAAAUAUGGCAUCACUUGAGCAGAUCCAAUUUAUUAUAUUAAAAAAAAAAGAAUCACAGAGAACAGACUGAUCAUGAAUCCGUGGGAAGCUAUGGAGAGGCAGAACCAUGUAGCCGAGCGCGGGCUCGUCCCUGUUAGCGCCGGCGCCGGCGACGGGCAGGUGCAGCACGACCAUGGCGCCGCCGCCAAGAUGGACGGCUUCGUGCGCAGGGAUCAGUCAUGCCGGUAUGCUAGCAGCGACAUCCCAAGUGAUCUUCUCGUCAAGGUGGGCGGCGUCAACUUCCAUGUCCACAAGCACCCGAUGGUCACCCGGAGCGGCCGGCUAGCCCGGCUCGUCGACGAUGCAACGACCCUGCACGGCCCCGACGCCGUCACCGUGCUCGAGCUACCAGACCUGCCGGGCGGCCAUGGCGCGUUCGAGCUGGCCGCCAAGUUCUGCUACGGCGUGGUGGUGGACAUCACGGCCGCCAACGUCGCCGUGCUACGCUGCGCCGCCGAGUACCUGGAGAUGACGGAGGAGAUGGAGGAAGGCAACCUCGCCUUCCGCGCGGAGUCGUUCCUGAGCUACGUUGUGGCGUCGUCAUGGCGAGACUCCGUCGUCGUCCUCCGCGCCUGCGACGAGAGCCUCUCGCCGUGGGCCGACGACCUCCAGCUCGUGCGCCGAUGCAGCGAGUCCGUCGCGGCGAAGGCGUGCACCAGCCCGAGAGCCGUGCGCUGGGCCUACGCCGGUGGCAGGAUGUCGUCGCCCAAGACGCCCAGGGUGGUCGCCGGCGGCACGGCGUCGACGAGCGACGGCGGCGGCCCGCAGGCUGACUGGUGGGUGGACGACGUCUGCGUGCUGAGCAUCGAUCACUUCGUGCGCGUCGUCACCGCCGUCCAGGCUAGAGGCAUGCGGCCCGACCUCAUCGGCGCCGCCAUCACGCGGUAUGCCUCCAAAUGGCUCUCCUCCACUGGCCUCACCAUCAACAAGGAGAACCCCACAUCACGUGGCGGCGGCGGCGGCGUGCUCCAAAUGGUCGUCGCCAGCGAGGGGGAUAACAGUAACACUAACACCCCGACGGAGACGACGGCCAGUGAGCAGCGGAGGAUCGUCGAGAGCCUGAUCAGCAUCCUCCCCCCGCAAAAGGACUGCGUCUCCUGCAGCUUCCUCCUCCGGCUGCUCCGGCUCGCCGUCGUCCUCAAGGCUGCGCCGGCGCUGAUCACGGAGGUGGAGAAGCACGUGGGCAUGCAGCUCGACCAGGCGGCGCUGCCGGACAUCCUGGUCCCCUCGUAUCUCUCCGGCGGCCGCUCCGAAGCCGCCGCCUACGACGUCGACCUCGUGCAGCGACUGGUGGAGCAGUUCGUGGUGCAGGAGCAGUCCGGCGGCCGCGGGAAGGAGAAGCAGCAGGACAGCUCCAAAGCGCUGCGCGUGGCGAGCCUCAUCGACAGCUACCUCGCCGAGGUGUCCAGGGACCGGAACCUCGCCGUGGGCAAGUUCCAGGCCCUAGCCGAGUCGCUGCCGGAGUCGGCACGGGUGUGCCACGACGGGCUGUACCGCGCCGUCGACACGUACCUCAAGGCGCAUCCGGCGGUGACGGAGCACGAGCGGAAGCGGCUGUGCCGGGCGGUGGUGGACUGCGGGAAGCUGUCGCGGGAGGUGCGCACGCACGCGGCGGGGAACGAGCGGCUGCCGCUCCGCGUCGUGGUGCAGGUGCUGCUGUCGGAGCAGGCGAAGAUGGCCGGCGCGCUGGGCAAGGUGGGGAAGAAGGACGACGACGUCGUCGCCGCGCUGAGGCUGGAGGUGGAGAGCGUGAACGCGAAGUACAUGGAGCUGCAGCGCGAGGUGGAGCUCCUGCAAGGGCAGCUGGAGCGCGUGCGGCUGCCGCCGGCGUCCGCGGCGGCGGCGGCGGCGAAGCAACAGAAUGUGUCCGGGUGGAGCAGCGGGUGGAAGAAGCUCGGGAGACUCGGCAGGGUUCAGGUGGAGCCGCCGGUAGUGACGGCGGCAGCCGGCGAGACAGGGAGAAGGGAACCUCGCCGGAGGAGAAACUCCGCCUCGUGAACUGUGUACACAAGUUUUAAGUAAUGGAGUUUUCAGCAUUUUGAAAAAUUUGUGUUGGUGAACAAGCAGUAGUAACACGUGUUUGUGGUGGUAAUAGACGAUAUCAUAUUUAUAUAGAAAAUCUAUAGAAUGGAAGAUAUUUAAAAGUUAUUUCUGAUUUGUA
Molecule: messenger RNA, 2248 nt
Organism: Sorghum bicolor (sorghum)
Lineage: Eukaryota; Viridiplantae; Streptophyta; Magnoliopsida; Poales; Poaceae
Product: coleoptile phototropism protein 1
Exons: 2
Coding region: 121-2085 (654 amino acids)
Source: RefSeq, a predicted model, not a curated record